Messenger RNA from Lactuca virosa, 423 nucleotides. Lineage: Eukaryota; Viridiplantae; Streptophyta; Magnoliopsida; Asterales; Asteraceae. The record is from the annotation of a GenBank genome assembly.
AUGAAGCAAUCGAUAAAGGCUGCAAAAGUUGCUUAUCAAGGAAUAAAGGAGUUAGUUAAAUUUGGAAAGUUUGCUGAGAUUGAAGACACUCCUCUUGUUAGUUCAAUAAAUGCUAAGGUAGCCGAUGAACAUGUGGCGCCCAAAUCAAAGUUUCAAUUUUCCUUUGAAGAGAUUGAAUUAUCUAAUGAUGAAGAAGAUCAAGAGGAUAAAGAAAAUGAAUUGUCAGAAAAUGAGUUUGAGGAUUUUAUUCAACAAAGCAUCCCAAUCACAGAGAAGGAUGCAGUUGUCACACCUCCGGUUGUGACUGAAAGGGAAAGUAGGACUUCGAUGCAAUCUUCCAUUCCGACCCCUAAACAGCUGGAUGCACUUAUACUAGAACUUCAGCAAACUGUAGCCUCCCCAAACAGUUCCUGUCGAUACUGA